Messenger RNA from Panicum hallii, 1263 nucleotides. RefSeq names its product methionine aminopeptidase 1B, chloroplastic-like. The transcript is spliced from 10 exons. Gene Ontology annotation, biological process: proteolysis. NCBI's taxonomy places the organism in Eukaryota, Viridiplantae, Streptophyta, Magnoliopsida, Poales, Poaceae. The record is from RefSeq and is a predicted model, not a curated record. Bases 129 to 1145 code for a protein of 338 amino acids. Gene Ontology annotation, molecular function: metalloaminopeptidase activity.
UCUCGUAUUAUCCUCUUCUUCUCUGUCCGUCGGGCUCCAUCGCCCUCGCCGCGCGCGACUACCAAUCCAAUUUGUCGACCCCGUCGCUCGCCCCAUUGCAGAUUUGUGGGAGACCGCCGCCCGCUCUAAUGGCGAUUAAAGUCCCGUCCAUGGAGCUCCACCGCCCCGCACCGUUGCUCUCCGGUGGCCGAGGGAGAACAUGCCUUCAGAAGAAGGUGUUCCUUGUCCAAGCAAAGAGAUUGGGGGGUUUGGAGAAAGCAAGUACGAGGUCAAGAGAGUCUGAACAGCCAAAGAAAAGAGCACCCCUGAUUCGUGGAACUAUUAGCCCACCACUUCCUGUACCAGGAAGCAUACCUCGACCUCCUUAUGUUGGCACAAAAGAUGUACCAGAGAUAGCAAAAGAGAUACAAAUGCACGACAAAGAGAGCAUCGUCCACAUGAGAGCUGCUUGCGAGCUUGCUGCUCGUGUUCUUGAAUAUGCAGGAACAUUAGUGAAACCCUCUGUAACAACAGACGAAAUUGAUAAAGCAGUGCACAAGAUGAUCAUUGAUGCUGGAGCCUAUCCAUCCCCACUUGGAUAUGGUGGGUUUCCAAAGAGUGUAUGCACGUCAGUGAACGAAUGCAUGUGCCAUGGAAUUCCUGAUUCACGCGAACUACAGGAUGGAGACAUAAUUAACAUUGAUGUCACUGUUUACUUGAAUGGUUAUCAUGGGGACACUUCAAAAACAUUUCUUUGUGGAGAAGUUGAUGAAGCCAGUAAACGACUUGUGAAGGUUACUGAAGAGUGCCUGCUCAGGGGCAUAUCAACAUGCAAACAUGGUACCAGCUUUAAGAAGAUUGGCAGAAGAAUAAGCGAGCAUGCUGAGAGGCAUGGACUUGGUGUUGUGGAGUGUUUUGUUGGGCACGGAGUUGGCAGAGUGUUUCAUUCGGAACCAAUUAUAUAUCACCAGCGUAACAACAAGCCGGGUCAGAUGGUCGAAGGGCAGACAUUCACGAUAGAGCCGAUCCUAUCCAUGGGGAGCAUCGACUGCGACAUGUGGGACGACGGGUGGACCGCCGUGACGACGGACGGCAGCGUGGCCGCCCAGUUUGAGCACACGAUUCUGAUCACCAGGACCGGCGCCGAGAUCCUCACGAAAUGCUAGGGGGAAUUCAUUUGUGCUCUGUAUGGAUGUUGGGGGUGGUCGAUCUUCUUGCUAGUUGGCGUACAAAACUUUUUAAAAAGUUCAAAAUUGCAAUGGUGAUUUUAGCCAGAGAGGACAA